Sphaeramia orbicularis (orbiculate cardinalfish) is the source of this 1792-nucleotide messenger RNA. Its product is annotated as protein SSUH2 homolog. Gene Ontology annotation, molecular function: heat shock protein binding. The record is from RefSeq and is a predicted model, not a curated record. NCBI's taxonomy places the organism in Eukaryota, Metazoa, Chordata, Actinopteri, Kurtiformes, Apogonidae. The coding region runs from base 92 to 1162 and encodes 356 amino acids. The transcript is spliced from 12 exons.
CGUGUCCGUGCGCGUUCUCGUGGAGUGCAACGGAAAAACGGGACCUGUGCAAAAGUGAUCAGUUUGUUUGGAUCGAACAUCGAUCAACAGGAUGAACAGCGCAGUUGUGUACCCGCCCCCCACUGCCCCGCCCGCUGACAUGUUUGGGACCGUCCCCGGGUACGAAGGCACUGUGGCAGGAGGAGGAGGAUACCUGCCCCCUCCCGUACCGCUGGAGCCUGUAGCCCCGCCCCAACCUGGCCCCGCCCCCGCUGACUGGAGCAUCCCGUCUCUGUCGGAGGACGAUGCUCAGAAGGCCUUCAAGGAGUUUGCGUCGGCAAACUGCUGCUGGAGUAAAAAACCUGCGGAGGAUGGAGUCAUCACCAACAUGCAGCCGUUCAACACCUACAGGUACCGACUGGAGACGUUUACUGAGUCCAGGUCGACUGAAUGGGCCCAAAAACCUCAUGAAGGUGAGCCCGCUGACUUCUACACUCAGCCCGCCCCCCGGCCAUGGGAGGUCCAGGCCACGCCCCCCACAAUGUUUACCAAUCACACACAGGAGAUCCGCGUGCCUUACACCUCAUCUAUCAAGGACUGCAACACCUGCCACGCCUCUGGGGUGCAACCAUGUGGCGCAUGUCAUGGCGGACAUAAAGAGUGUUGGCAGUGUCGCGGUUCUGGAACAACUGGCAUUGAAACACAAUGUGGACAUUGCCGCGGUUCGGGUCAAGAAAGGUGUGACAAAUGUGACGGUCGAGGAACAAUGGCAUGUGACACAUGUAAAGGAAAACGACAGCUGCUGGCCUACAUCCAACUGAAAGUGGAGUGGGUUAAUAAUGUGGAGGACCAUGUUGUGGAGCAGAACUCUGGUCUGAACGUGGCAGAUCUUCACUCAGUGACUGGAAAAGAACUGUUCAAGAACAGCCAGUACCUGCUCUACCCUCUGGUCGGGUUCCCAAACCCGGUCAUUGCUGAGGCAUCGGAGAGGCUGAUCAGAGAUCACCAGAGCAAGUAUGCCCAGACCUCCAGGAUCCUGCAGCAGAGGCAGACAGUGGAGCUCAUCCCCAUCACCAAGGUCAACUACAAAUGGAAAGGAGACACUCAUGUCUACUACGUCUAUGGCAACGAGCACCAAGUCAGCGGUGAUUACCCAGCGACCUGUUGCUGCGUCGUCAUGUAGACGCGACGCACGUUGACGACAACAAACGUAUUUACCUUCAGAUGUUCACUGUUUGAUUAUCUACAAAGUGCUGUCCAUCCCUUUAUAAAUUAUGACCCGUAGAGAACAGACACAAUUAAAACCCAGUAUUGCAUUAAAGAUAAAACAUAAAGAGUAUUAGCAUGGUGCCUUUAAAACCCUGAGAUAUAAGGUGCUUUAUGAAAAUAACACUCAAUAUAAAGGCAGAAAUGGUCAAUUACAGAAAAAUAUAACAAAAAAAAUAAUGAUAAAAAACAAGGGUAUAUUGAUAGAAUUAAUGAGUACAGCAUGAACGUAACCAUACUACAGAAAUCAGAGAUCUGUUGAAUGUUUGUUUAGAAGUGGACUUGUUUUAAUAUGUACGUUUAUGAAUUAAUGUUUAUAAACUAUAUGGACAAAAGUAUUGGGACACAUUAUGUCUACAGCUGUAAGAUGUCCUGCUCAUGAUGAUUUGAGAUAAAAAUAUGAUUUUUUCCUUAAAGUUUAAUGGGAUAUUGUUUUUCCUCAGGGGGACGUGAAGAAAGUAGAUGGUUAGUUCAGGAAGAAAAUUAUUAUUAUAGUCAGAGCAUGAAAAAUAUUUUAGAAAUUUAGAGGUAGAACAUUUAAAAUUAU